GAGAGAGAGAGAGGAAAAUAACGUGAUCCGUGUUAAACAAAAGAAUUUGUGGACUAGGAGGCGGGAGGGUGACUACCUGCCGAAAGCAAACUUUCUUGAUAUCCGUGCAUAUAUAUAAACUCAGCUCUGCCUUUGAUGUUCUGCAACUGAUCACCGAUCAGAUUACGGGCAUUUCAUCUCCCUGCUCCUCUGCCUUUGAUCUGCAUGGUUAAUUUUAUUUUCCUGGAUUUGAAGUUUCGUCUGGGCUUGUGCUGACAUUCAUUUUUGGGACGGUGGAAGCAUUUGGCAUAGAAGCGCUGCCAACGAGAAACUAAGUUGCGGAAAGGAAAACUUCUUCAACAAUAAAUACAUGUAAUAAGAGCCAUGGCUUUAAAAGUGCUCCUGGAACAAGAGAAAGCAUUUCGCACCAUCGCAGUUCUACUGGUCUAUUUGACAUGUAAAGUGAUUUGUGAAACAGGAGACUGUCGACAACAAGAAUUCAGGGAUCGGUCUGGAAAUUGUGUUCUCUGCAAGCAAUGUGGGCCAGGCAUGGAGUUGUCUAAGGAAUGCGGCUUUGGCUACGGGGAGGAUGCCCAGUGCAUGACAUGCCGGCCGCACAGGUUCAAGGAGGACUGGGGCUUUCAGAAAUGCAAGCCGUGCCUGGAGUGCGCCGUGGUGAACCGCUUCCAGAAGGCAAACUGUUCGGUCACCAGCGACGCCGUCUGCGGGGACUGCUUGCCAGGAUUUUAUAGGAAGACAAAACUUGUUGGUUUUCAAGACAUGGAGUGCGUACCUUGUGGAGACCCUCCUCCUCCUUACGAGCCACACUGUACCAGCAAGGUCAACCUCGUGAAGAUCCCGUCCACGGCCUCCAGCCCGCGGGACACAGCCCUGGCGGCCGUCAUCUGCAGUGCCCUGGCCACGGUCCUUCUGGCCCUGCUCAUCCUCUGUGUCAUCUACUGUAAGAGGCAGUUUAUGGAGAAAAAGCCCAGCUGGUCACUGAGAGCGCAAGACAUUCAGUACAACGGUUCUGAACUGUCAUGUUUUGACAGACCUCGGCUCAACAAAUCUGCUCCCAGAGCAUGUUGUCAGUGCCACCAGGACUCCGCCCAGACCUGUGGGCCUGUUCACUUGAUUCCGUCUCUGUGCUGUGACGAGGCUGGCAGCGUGGACCGGGUGACUCUUGGCUGUAGGGUGCAUUCCAAGGACACUCUUCAGGAGAGACACCCAGGUCCAGUGGGGGAGACCACGCCCAUAUUCUUCGGGUCCCUUUCAAGGUCCAUCUGUGGCGAGUUUUCAGACGCCUGGCCUCUGAUGCAAAAUCCCGUGUGUGGCGACGACAUCUCUCUUUGUGAUUCUUAUCCUGAACUCACUGGAGAAGAUACUCAUUCUCUCAAUCCAGAAAACGAAAGCUCUUCCUCCUUGGAUUCCAACAGUAGUCAGGAUUUGGUUGGUGGAGCUGUUCCAGUUCAUUCUGAAAACUGUACAGAAGCUACGGGUCCCUCUAGACGUAACCACUCACUGACGGAACCAGUGCUAACUCAGGAUACACUGACCGCCAGAAGCCAGUUGUGUCAGGAGAGUGGUGACAUUGUCAGCCUGACCACGCCGACGUCCCUCCAGGAAGCUUAAAGGACUUGCUUCUUUCUACAGUAGAAGAAUAUGGAUGGAACCCAGUGUGCACUCACCCCUCUGCUUAGGCUUACGGACUGAGCCCAGUCUGGACCCUGCAUGGCUUCUGGGGGAAAAAAAUAAAUCUGAACCAAACUGAUGGCAUUUUAAGCCUUUCAACCAGUUGCUUCUGAGCCAGACCAGCUGUAAGCUGAAACCUCAAGGAAUAACAAGAAAAGACUCCAGACACUCACGAUACUCUGCAUUUUUCCUAAACAAGAAGCUUCUAUGCCACAAAGCGUAACUUCAAAGGCUGAUGGCUCAAGUUUGCAGCCUACGAGAUUAUGAGCAUAUAACAAGAAACAGAAAUGCACUCAUGCUUAUUUUCAUGGCGAAUGUGGUUUUACCAAACUGAAGAUCCAGAGUAUAAGUUUUCAUUUACACUUUCUUUCCAGAAAUAAUUUCGUAUAGCCGAUUAGCUUACUAAAAGUCAGUGUCCAAGCAGUUACUUUAGUUUUUCUGUAGAGUGGUUCAAAAAUGAGUGUUUGUGUUUGGUGAGGCUCACUUUUUCAUCAUCUGAUUAGCUCAGGCAAUUAGAAUUGACUUCAUGCUGACUGCCUCAGUCAGGGCUUUGUUAGAUGAAGUUAAUAUCUAGGAACUAGGAGUAAGAGGAUAGCAAGUCUUUUCCAGAAUCAACACUUGUAACCUUAGUCACUGACUCGUGAACCCCUGCUGAAGCUAGUAGGGAGAGGGGCCUGAGCUGGGGGAGUGAUGGUGAAAGAGCCCCCCACCCCACCACACUGCAUUAAAAACCACUUAGCACACAUAUCCUAGAGACUUGUAUACAAUGCUUAACAUAUUUCUGUGAAAAUCAGUUGACAUGGGAGCAUUUGCUACUUCUGUCCCUGUGACUGAGCUUAGAAGAUCCAGAAUUCCUCUCUUAGAGAAGAGUGAUGAUUUAUAAAGAUAAUGCUUUCUUUUCAUCCACCUCCCCCUCACCUCCUGCCUCUGAAGACCACCCCCCUGUUCUCUCUACCUGUGAGUUU
Lontra canadensis (Northern American river otter) is the source of this 2636-nucleotide messenger RNA. RefSeq names its product TNF receptor superfamily member 19 (gene TNFRSF19). The transcript is spliced from 10 exons. Gene Ontology annotation, cellular component: plasma membrane. NCBI's taxonomy places the organism in Eukaryota, Metazoa, Chordata, Mammalia, Carnivora, Mustelidae. Gene Ontology annotation, biological process: positive regulation of canonical NF-kappaB signal transduction; positive regulation of JNK cascade. Gene Ontology annotation, molecular function: protein binding; signaling receptor activity. Bases 364 to 1611 code for a protein of 415 amino acids. The record is from RefSeq and is a predicted model, not a curated record.